Molecule: messenger RNA, 1560 nt
Organism: Dibothriocephalus latus
Lineage: Eukaryota; Metazoa; Platyhelminthes; Cestoda; Diphyllobothriidea; Diphyllobothriidae
Source: the annotation of a GenBank genome assembly
AUGGUGUACGGCACCGGGCAGUCGCCCUCAGCUAACAGUCCGGAAUUUGAUCAAUUCAUAGAUCCAGACAAACUCCUCAUCUCUUUCAAAGACAAUCUAACAGAGAAUGGUGGUAUUCGAAAGUCUUCCAUCCCUGCCCUCAUAAAUUUGAUGUCCGAUACGAAUGGAAAGCUCGUUCCCAAGUGCGUUUCCUUGUGCAUCAUAGCGGCCUCUGAUAAUGCCUCGCGAGCCCAAUUGUGUCAAAGUGGUGCUUGGGAUAUCCUCCUCAAAUGGCUUCAAGAGGCUCUGAAAGAAGACCACCAGUCAUUUCUGAUAGAACUUCUGAACGUGUACCUUAACCUGCCUGUUCGCUUCGAGAAUCUCACCCAAAAUGUCUGCCCGAAGUUGAUAAAUUCUCUCGCAAAGCGUUCAGAAAACAAAGCUGUUAAAUCGGCUGCUGGCGAAAUCGUGAAAAAAUGGAAAGGAGUCAUCAGCCGCGAGACGCGGCGCGAAGGCAAUGUCGAACCGCCUGUCAAAAAGAAGCGCCCUGAAUCGAACGGGAAGGCAGAGGUGACUGAAUCAGAGCAACAUGCGGCGGUGAAAGACCCCAAGAAGCGCCGUUCUACCGUAAAGAUGCCGCCAACUGUUAUGCGUACGGCGGGCAUAGAAGACUCCGUGGAACAGUUUACGCCUAAGUCACGCUCCGAAGUCCUUUCAAAGAAAAGCAGGCACGAUUCGUCUGAAAAACCCGCACCCAGUCUCCCCAUAGAGUCAUUUCAUCAGAAAAUUACAGUAGUUCCAACGGAACCAAAGAAACGUAAGCCCACUCCUGCUGAUUUUCAUUCUCCUUUAGCGACUUACGGUCUCCAUGAAAGUUCAAAUUUCAUCAAUUCAUUAACUACGACACCGCAGCCUGUAGUACGUAAAAAACGGAAAAUUGCAAAACCCGAGGCACCUAUCACUUCCGAAGCUGUCGAUGAAAACGAACGAGGUGGGUCAGUUUUUAUGGCGCGUUAUCAGACAAUAUUCUCAAUUGCUCCAACACUUUCAGUCUUUUUACCUUGCAUCGCUCCACUUUUAGUUAACGUGAACAGGAUCUCUUUGGCUGAAAUUCGCCAGAAGGAACUUUCCUUAGAACGGCAGUUGUUCAGGCGUCAUGAAGAAAUUGAAAUCAAAGAUGCGAAGUGGCAAACGCCUGCACCCCUUGAGUUGACCAUUCUCGUCGAACCUGGCUGCAAAUCUGUGGAGCGGCAGCUCCAGCGCGAACGGGAACGUUAUGUGUUGCAAGCCAUUUACUUUACUCGCGAGAGUAUACCACCUUCCCCUGAAGAGCCAGAGAAAGAAGAGUUCGAGUCUGCGUCUGCUGUCGAAAUUCCUUUGGAAGAUUUACACGCGAAGGAGCAUCCAUCAGAGAAGGAGGACCUGCUUAUCAUCAAAGAUCAGGGGGAUGGAAAAGCGAAGGUGUCGCUGAACCCCGAAGUAGCGGACCUCGUACAGUCGCUGGUUUAUAGUUUCAACCCCACUUGUGAAGUGCCAACUCCUCUCACCCAAAUUCCGCCCACUACAAUAUCUGCAGGCGAG